AUAAAAGACUACGUGCUGCAGUGCAGUGGUUUUACAAGGUGUUUCACGGCCAUAAAUGCGCAGCCCGAGGAGUCAAAGUUAGUCGCUCAGCAGCUUUCUCCUUGCAACAAGAAGUGAACAUCAAAAUCGGGUUGGCAAAACUAGUCAGACCGCCACAUGAUGGAGAACUACACCAGCCCAGUCAGCAGCUUUCCCCACAGCCGGGAAACAGCCCUCCUCAGGACAGCAGGCGUUGCAGGAAACCCUUACUUGGCCGCCGGACUUCUCCUCGGCUACUUCCUGCUCGGUCUCGCCAGUGUCAGCUGGGCCUUUCGUUCCCAUCGCAGCAGCGCCAACGUUUUCAAGCAAAGCAUCACCCUGUGCCAGCACAGCCGCCUCAACGGUGUUCAAAUUGUCCACAACAGUCUUUUUGCUUUGCUUUUCAUUGAAGGUUUUUCUGCGGUCAUAGCAGUCAUCUUGGCGAUCAUGUUGGUCACGUCUGCUUGCAACCAUGGUCUCACCUGUGCCUACAUCUUCAGCGCGUGGUUCCUGUUCAGAUGCUACGUGGUGGUUUUACAUCUCCAAAGCGCCCUGGUGUCCAUCUUUUACCUGUGCCACCCAGAGUGGGGAGCCAAACUGCGCUAUGUCAGCAAAACAGUGGCUGUGUUUUUAUCCAUCUUUGUGGUUUUUUAUGUGUUCUUCGGCCAGAUCGCGACUUUCCUGCUGGCAGUUAUUGUGUUCGGAUUGGCUCUGGCCAUCAUUGUAAAAUGUGCAGUGUCAUCUGUGUCCCUUGCUGCUCCCGCUGCUUCUAAGAAACCGUUUGUGUUUGUGGCCAUGUUCACGUUCUUGUUUGUCUAUGCCCCCACUUUUGUUCUUCAGUGCCUCAUAAUCAGCUCAGCAAACUCCUGGGAGACCACUGAUAAGUAUCUCAUAGUUUAUGUGAAUGUUCUGUUUUUCACCAACUUCCAUCUCUUACUGGAUGGACUCCUGAGUUUUUUUAUCCUGAAGCUGCCCACUGGAGAGGGACAACAACAGCUAAGCUAAGACAUGUCUGCAGAUGAUGUAUAUGUAAAUGUAUGUAUGUAAUGAUGUAUGUCGCACCAUGCAAGUAUCCAAUCAACAGCUUCAAAUCACAUCUAUGAUCUGUACUUCCAUGCUUUGGCGAAUAAAUGAUUCAUACCUGGCUAAAGAUUUGGAAUCAGUCCAGUAAAUCGAUCCAGAUGGCAGCGGUGACAUGGCUGUACUGUUUAGGUAACAAGUUUUG
Molecule: messenger RNA, 1243 nt
Organism: Acanthopagrus latus (yellowfin seabream)
Lineage: Eukaryota; Metazoa; Chordata; Actinopteri; Spariformes; Sparidae
Exons: 2
Coding region: 157-1023 (288 amino acids)
Source: RefSeq, a predicted model, not a curated record